UUUAUUACUUUUCACUUUAUAGUUGUGUUUCAAUUUCCAAUGGAGCAUCUGCCUGAGCCGAUACUGCUCGAGAUCCUAACUCGUCUCACCGAUUCAACCGAACUCGCACGGUGCCGGCUCGUUUCCAAAACAUUCAACAAACUGAUCUUCUCCGAUAUCCGUUCAAUAAACCUUACAUGCACCUUAUCCCGAUAUCUAAAAUCAAGGUCCCCGAAUACAAAAGACCAAAUUACUCCUUUCAAGAGGAUAUUCAACAGGCUAGUGAAUCGCAGCGAUUCAUUGGUUGUUGAUUCUGUUACAAUUGGUGUGGAGAAGUCGCUCUGCGGAAUAACGUAUGACGAUGUGGAAGAGGAUGAGUGGUCAGAUGAUUUGUAUUUGAGCGAGGUUGAGUUUGUUAAAGAGUGGCUGCUGUUGCCUAGGGUUUGUAGAGAGCUGAAAUUUCUUUCUAUUUCCGAUUUCUGGAUUCAAGCAUGUUGGCGACGCUCUCAGAUUUUAGCUCUUGUUUCUUCUUGCUGCCAUGGUCUUCUUGAGCUUGAGGUGAAGAAUUCUUGGCUAUCAGUAGAUGGUUUGAUUCCAAUGCCCGUGCUUACAAGUUUAACACUCGAGUCUAUAAGACUAGAUGAUGAGAACUUAAGCAAGGUUAACCAUUGCUUUCCUUGUCUAAAAGUUCUCAAUUUGGUAGGAGUUGGAGGACUUAGAGAACCAAAGAUCCAUCUCUAUCACCUUAGAACAUGCCGAUGGACAGUGUCAAACGCUCCAAAUUCUCUAUCUAUUUUUGCUCCCAACCUGUUGAAACUUGAGCUUAAUUGCAUCGAACCAAGAUCUCUUAUUCUGGAAACUCCAUUGUUGUCUGAUUUCUACCUUUCUAUACGGAAAGCAAAUAAGUUUAAAGUAAAACAGCUACAUGAUUUGAAAAUCUUACAGCUUGAAUCGACCGAUAUUCUUAGCCUCAUACGUUUGUUUCCUUCUAAUAGUUCAGUUGAGAGGCUGACAGUUGACUCUCCGAAAUAUGCAAUUCAAACUGAUGAAAUGAUUAGGCUUAACCUGGAGAUGCUGUUUGAUGUGUUCAUGAAUGUGAGCUCACUUACUUUGUUGUCCGCUGCUUGGUCUGAUAUGGAGAAAUGUUUUCUCACUAAUGGUUUGCGGCAUGAUAUGGAAAUGAAGGAGUUGAAAGAAGUAAUUGUACAAUUAGUUAUACAAGAUAUUGAUGUUACUUUGUCAUUUAUUUUCACAAUCUUGGAUAAGUGCACCAAUUUGUCAGAUGUUGGACUGCUCAUUCACUGUGAAGUAGAUCCAAAUGUUGCCAGCAGCCUCCUCUCUCGAUGUAAAGCGGAUCAUCCAAGAAUUAGAUGGAGAUGGGGAAUGUGGAAGGAAGGCUCAAAAGGCACCUGGAUCUCUGAUGGCAUCUAUCCUGCUACCUAGUUAUUUGACCGAGGUAGAGAAUAAGCCUGAUCUGUUUUAGCACUGCUAAAUACACUGUACAAACUAGUGUAGUUACAGGAGCUUGGGAAUACAAACAUUACAAAAACAUAAGGCAGAUGCACAUGAACCUCAUACAGGAUGGUUGAUGUGUCACUUCAAGCUAGCACAGUUAGUAUACAAUGGUAAGAAGCUUAUAUAUGUACUGCAUACUUGUGUCAUGGUCUGAUCUUUGGGUGUUAAAUAAUGCAUAUUCUUUGUAAAGAUAAAUUUAGCAAGUUCCCCAACUUCUCUCACUGCACAAUUUCUGAAGUUGGAGAAGAAUUUGCUGAUGGGUGUUUCUUUUGCAAUUUGUACAGUAGAUUUGUAAUUUGGGAGUAGAAAUACUGCCCUGAGAUUGUCAGUAAUAAAUAGCUGAUUAAGUUGUUAUGCUCC
This is a messenger RNA of Ricinus communis (castor bean), 1854 nucleotides long. Its product is annotated as F-box/LRR-repeat protein At4g29420. The transcript is spliced from 2 exons. The record is from RefSeq and is a predicted model, not a curated record. NCBI's taxonomy places the organism in Eukaryota, Viridiplantae, Streptophyta, Magnoliopsida, Malpighiales, Euphorbiaceae. Gene Ontology annotation, molecular function: protein binding. The coding region runs from base 40 to 1422 and encodes 460 amino acids.